Branchiostoma floridae (Florida lancelet) is the source of this 1554-nucleotide messenger RNA. RefSeq names its product probable tyrosine-protein kinase DDB_G0283397. The coding region runs from base 16 to 1554 and encodes 512 amino acids. Gene Ontology annotation, molecular function: protein kinase activity; ATP binding; caspase binding. The record is from RefSeq and is a predicted model, not a curated record. Gene Ontology annotation, biological process: positive regulation of extrinsic apoptotic signaling pathway; TRAIL-activated apoptotic signaling pathway; protein phosphorylation. Gene Ontology annotation, cellular component: cytoplasm; CD95 death-inducing signaling complex. NCBI's taxonomy places the organism in Eukaryota, Metazoa, Chordata, Leptocardii, Amphioxiformes, Branchiostomatidae. The transcript is spliced from 14 exons.
AUACGAGUAACAUACAUGUAUAGAUAUAUAAAGCAUUUUUUUUCUAUCAUCGUAGAACAAGUUCGUGGUAGUACAAGACCUAGCGCUGUCGUACACAAGGAUCCAUUGUACGUCAUCAAAGAGAACGUUGGGCUGGCUUGGAAGGAUCUCGCCCGUAAGCUGGGGUUCAAAGAGGUGGACAUCGAAGUCAUCGAAGACAAGCAUCGUGACAAGCGGGAGUGCUGCAUGGAAGUCCUGACGACAUGGCGGCAGAAGCACGGGUACGACGCGACGGUCGGCCGGCUGUGGACUGCGCUGCAAGCCGCGGAGCUGACCGGAGUGGACGGAGAGGAUGGAUCCGGGCAGUUCGAAGAUAUGGCGGAAUUCUUCCUUAUCAUUACACAGAGAGCAGGACCGAAGUGGAAGCUCUUGGCCGAACUACUCGGCGUUCCGCCACAGAAGAUCGCCUGGGUGCAGAGAAAACAUGCAGACGACAGGGGGCGCUGUGAGCUGGCGCUGAACAUGUGGUACUGGGACAGGAAAAGCGACUCUUCGAUAGAAACACUGAAGGUGGCCGUUUUCAACGCUGGUUUGAAGAACGCUGUAGAUGCUUUCUAUGGAGGAGGCGCCGAUACUGAAGAACCAAACCAAAAUGAUGACCACGUAGACCUGAGCUCCUCGGCCCGGUUUCCAAUACAAGAGGCACCCAAAGACCAUACAGGAACAGAACCCAUGGAUUCCAGUACGUCUCGUUCGCCCCAAGAAGAGGUUGGAACAGAGCGUGACCACACAAAUUCCAAGACUUCCCGAAAUCCUGAACAAGAAGAAGCUAUGGACUGUUCCACAAACCGGGUAUAUUCACAGAUAGACAGUUAUUUUGGUGAUGGGCAAAAUCAGCCAGCCAUCGGCGGGAAUGGGUCGGAGUCACGGGAAUCCGACGUACCCGAUGCCAUGUCCGUUGAUCAGUCGCAGAGAGAAUGUCUCCAUGGAUCUCAAAUCAACCCCGCUGCAGAGGCACUCAGUAACUGUCUGUACGAAAGUGGAGCGGAACCAGGUGCAUCUGCAGAUAGAAGACAGCUUCUCUCCGGGACUGGCAGAUCAAAUAGAGGCAUCGAAAUCAGUAGGAAAGAAUUCACAAUUGAGAGAGAUGAGAAUGGAGAUAACAAAAGGCUCGGAAAGGGGUCUUUCGGUACCGUUUACCUGGCGAAGUGGCAGGGAGCACUCGUGGCAGUCAAGGAGUUCGACGACGAAGACCAGACCUACGAGAGCUUCUUCAGAGAGAUGGAACACUUAAGGGAGUUGCGACACCCCCACAUUGUCCAGCUACUUGGUAUCUGCUGGCAGCCCAACUCCAUGAGCUACCUGCUGAUGACGUAUGUGGAUGGGGUUGACCUGGGUACCAUCCUCUUCAAACCAUCACGAUCACCAGUUAAGGUACCGAACACGAUGUCUGUAAAGGGGAAGAUUGCACGAGACCUGUGCAGUGCCGUGUCCUACCUGCACGACAAACACGAUCUGGUGCAUCAGGACAUCAAACCCGGAAAUGUCCUGGUGAGUACUAGUCAAGACGUGUAG